Exophiala oligosperma is the source of this 342-nucleotide messenger RNA. RefSeq lists its product as uncharacterized. The record is from RefSeq and is a predicted model, not a curated record. The coding region runs from base 1 to 342 and encodes 113 amino acids. NCBI's taxonomy places the organism in Eukaryota, Fungi, Ascomycota, Eurotiomycetes, Chaetothyriales, Herpotrichiellaceae. The transcript has a single exon.
AUGAAAUCUUACACCACCCACGUCGCCAAAUUCGCCGUCCCAAAGACACCAUUCUGGCCCAGGCACUACGUCGUCGUGGACGAGGCCGACUGGAGAUCAAAGGGCGUCAUCGUGGUGGCCCUGUUUGAGGUUCUGGGAUACGACGAGGAAGCACCAGACGCAGACCCCAUGGAAGUACACUUUUCCAAGAGAAAAAAUUGGUCCGUCGACGCCGUCAGGUUCAAAAGCCCAAAGGACGCCGGUAUGCUUCUUGCCGGUCUGAGUGUGGCGAACAUUGAAUGGGAGGAAAUGAAACGUGAAUCGAGAGCAGACGAACUAAAUUGUGACGUUCAAGAUCUUUGA